This is a messenger RNA of Pocillopora meandrina, 4806 nucleotides long. NCBI's taxonomy places the organism in Eukaryota, Metazoa, Cnidaria, Anthozoa, Scleractinia, Pocilloporidae. The record is from the annotation of a GenBank genome assembly.
AUGCCCUGUUCUUUAAUCCAUUAUGUCCAACAUUCAUUUCAUUUGUUUCCUUUCUUCACUAGCUAUCUAUCGGGGAACAAACUCAGAUACUUCCCACAAGGAAUUUUUAAAGGCUUAAAAGAGCUUUUGAUUAUGUAAGUAGACUAUGAAAUUCUUCAAGUGAGUAAUAAGCUUUGAAAUUACCUAUAACGAUCAUGACAUUUGAAUGCAUUUAAUUUCAUCUUUAAAUGAUUAUUUACACAUCAAUGUCGAAAUAUUUUACCUUCCCUGUUACUGAUUAAGUUCUUUUUGUUAGAGAAAUUGUUGAAAACGAAAUGACACAUGUCUCCAUCGACAACUUCAAAGAAAUUAAACAGUUAAAAAUUCUGUGAGUGUUAUAAUUAAUCAAGUGAUGACCAAGUUGUGAAACGGACCUUGUUACCUUAAGGUGUAAUAUUUGACAAUUGAAACAUUAUGAAAACACUUCAAAUCGAUGCUUUUAUUGUAAAAGCAUCUUACGUUAUCUGCAACUCACCGGAAAUGUUUUCCUGACAGCAGAUUGAUUAUUUGCUGAGUGGGAGUAAGUUUGUAAAGAAACUUUAGUGCUGCGUCGGCGCAGGGCAUUUCAAGAUAUUUGGUGUCAUUCUACAUCGAAACUCUGAUUGGUUGAGAGCGUACAGAAUCUGUCUCUUAGAACACACGCCUGGCCUGUCUCUUGGAAAAAGUCAGACCUGUACCCCUUGCCGAAGGUUGAUAUACCUAAGGGAAUAUCAGACUUCCGCGGAAUAAAUGUGACACCUGUCAUCGCAAGGUGCUUUGAGAAAGCUGUCUUAGGAACACACGCAAGGGAGACCUUCGAUGAACAUUCUGGGAUCUCACAGUUUGCAUACAUAGAGGGAGGGAGCUGUACCAAUGCUCUACUGACUAUCCAACAUACUGUCAAUCAAUAUCUUGAUAUCCCAGAGUGCAAAGCGGUACGCCUAUUCGCUAUGGAUUUCAGCAAGGCUUUUGAUAGUGUGAAACACGAUCUCCUCUCACACAAAUUGAAGCAACUCCCCCUAAAUCCUUUUAUAGUUAACUGGUAUCUAAGCUUUUUUGGAAGACAGGCAGCAGAGAGUCAUUAGAAAUGGGUUUAUUGGAAAAUGGAAAAGUGUUAACAAAGGUACCACCCAAGGAAGUGUCAGCGGGCCGCACUUGUUCAAUGUCUUUCUCAGUGAUUUAGAGAUACACUUGGACAAUAAGAGCGUGCUGGUAAAAUAUGCAGAUGAUACAACCAUUAUCUCGCCUGUGAUAGGUGAUAAUGACAAUUCUAUCGCACUGAUUAAUCAGUUUUCCCAGUGGUCUAGAAGUAAUGGUAUGUGUAGCAAUCCAUCUAAGUGCAAGGAAAUCAUUUUCCGCAAGAAAGGUUGUACAAUAGAGUUUCCGAUGGUGUCUGGAAUACCACAGAGAAAAAAGAGCUUACUAUUUUAGGGGUAACAUUUCAGGAAGACAGUAGGUUCAUAACACAUAUUCGGGAAAAACUAAUUAAAGCAAACAAGUGCCUGUUCAUUUUAAGAUCUUUAAGGAAAGAAGGGUACAAUCAGGCCGAAAUAGACCAUCUGUUUCUAAAUCUGGUUCUACCAAAUAUAUUAUACGGGUUGUCCGUAUUUGGCGCUGUAAAUUCGAAUUAACAACAAUCCAAUGUUUCUUAGAUCGAUGUUAUAAGCGCAAGUAUACAUCCGAUCACAUUAAUGUUUAUGAAUUGUUAGUUCAACAGGACACGCGUAUCUUCAAGAAUGUUUUUAAUAAUACAAUACACCCUUUAAGAGCUAUAAUGCCAAAAAAUAAAUUAACCAAGUACAAUCUGAGGAAAGAGACAAGUCACCAUCCUAAAAUAAACACUGAUAGGUUCAAAAACACGUUUGUUAAUCGCUUAAUUUUUAAACAUAAUCUAGUCUUAUAAUUUUUAUCUUGAUUUUCUCUGUAAUUUAUAUAUAUACCUUCUUUUAAUGUUGUAACAUAGGAUAUGUGAUUAUUUAUCUUAUGACUUAAUAAAGAUUCAAUGAAUGAAUGAGUCAAUAUACCAAAGCGUGUGAAGUUGACAUGAUAACCGAUAUAUCCAUCAGGUAUUGGGUUAUCAUGUGGAGUUCAAAGUCUGACUAGUUUCCAACCCCCUCGUCAGUGUAACGUCCUGCAAAACCCUGUGUCUGCUUUAAAUGCCUCAGCCUCCGGCUUCGGCAGAUAACUCAGACUUCAGCAUUAUGAUAAUAUCAUGACCAAUCUUAUCCAAUAUUUAAUUAUUAUCAAGUGAGUUGGAGAUGUAAAUUGGCCACCCUGAAUAGCCUCAAAAGCGGACCCCUGAGCAUUAGCCCUUCGUACAAGAAUAGAGGAAUUGUAAGUUGUAGGUGGUUUAGAAACAGGAAAAGACGCUUCGCGAUUAGAGGGAACCCGAUCACGAAAUAAACACGAAUAAAUUAUUUAAAUGAAAGACUUCGUUGACAUUGUGGGAUUAAGAGAGCUUAUUUGAUAGAUUAAUUUUUGUUGUGGAGUUUUGCGGCUUUUGAUCACUACAUUUUAAUCUCCUAAUUUAAUUUCCAGGUAUAUGCAGUAUAACAAGAUGAGGGAGAUUCCAUAUGGUUUUUUCGAUAUGUUGAAGGAUAUACAACGAGUGUAAGAUUUUGAUAAAAUUCAUUCGCAAAUUAUUAGUUUUUGAGCAAAGCUAUACAUUUUGAGUAGACAACAUUUUGGGGAAAUUCAAGUUUUUGCAAAAAGAAUUGAAGACUUGGAUUCUUAAAAAAAAUAUUUUGUAUAAGUCAAUGGAUAACUCCAGCCAUCAGUUACUGAUAUAUUCUUAAAAGCAAGUUCUUGUCGACUGUGAAGUUUUAAUGAAAUAACUUCAGUGGAUGAUAUUUUACAAUUGUAGGAGUCUCGACACAAAUCUGAUGUGUUGUCAUAUGCACAAGGAGGACGCUGACUGUGCUUUCACGUACAACGACGACUUUGCCAACUGUGAGAGCAUGUUUAAGAAUUCUGCCCCAAGGAAGAGUAUCUGGGUGAUAGGAAUAUUUUCUCUGGUUGGUGCAGUGUUUGUUGUCACUUGGCGAGUGAUCUUUAAAGAAAAGAACGUGGUUCAGUCCAUCAUGUUGCUCCACUUAGCAGUGUCCGAUGGUUUGAUGGGUAUUUACCUGAUCUCUCUUGGCACUAAAGAUCUGUUUUGGAGAGGAGAGUAUUACUUGCAUGACUUCCAGUGGAGGUCUGGUUUGUCUUGUCAAAUAAUUGGAGCGAUCUCCCUUCUGUCAAGUGAGGUUUCGGUUAUGAUGAUGACACUGAUAUCUGCUGAUCGGCUUAAAAAUAUUGUGUUUCCUUACCAAGGUGCUUCUCUGAGACCAAAAGCAACACAUAUCCUGUGCAUCAUCAUAUGGGCAAUUGGCUUCCUUAUGGCCUUUUUGCCUAUGUUUGGUAUUCAGUAUUUUGAAGACCCAUUCAGGUACCAUAGUUACUAUGGUAGAAGUGUGGUAUGUCUACCCUUGCAGCUUACUUCUGAUAAGCCGGCAGGUUGGGAGUAUUCUGUUGCUAUCUUUCUCGCUUUGAAUUUUGCUUUUUUCUUGUUCAUCAUGGGUGCUUAUCUCAUGAUACUAGUCAAGUCUUACUUGUCUAGCCGGCGACUGGCCCGUCAGGGUACUGAAAGAGAGAUCCAGGCCAGAAGAGCAAACUUUAGGAGGGAAACGGCUCUUGCAAGGCGGGUGUUCUUCAUCAUCCUGAGUGAUUGUGUGUGCUGGAUGCCGGUGAUAGUGAUUGGUAUGAGGACCAUCAUCGAGAAGUCUUACGAAGCGCGAGGAGACCUCGCUGUCUGGAUCGCUGUAUUUGCCCUUCCGAUCAACUCGGCCUUGAAUCCUAUCCUGUACACCUUGUCAACAGAACAGGUGCGUUAUGCGCUUUUAAUCCAUUAUUAGUAGUCAAGAUAAUAAAAUCCGUAAGUAGACUUACAAUGGCUAGGUACAGGAAGGGUAAUGGUUUUCAGCCGACUAUAGGCAGUGUAUAAUAUUGAUCAAGGCUGCUUUGUUCACUUGCAAUGGACACUGACAAUGUUUCAAAAGCAUUGGACAACAGAAAUUCGUCAGUUUCUAUUUUGUCAUCGGAGCUCAGCUUAAGACAGUGAGCGAAAUCUCGAUUAUUUUGUAUCCAGGCCAGAGGCAUUCUGAAGAACAAAAUGGAAAAAGUCUGGAACUACUUGAAGACCGUUUUCACCUGCUGUGGUCGGGAUCAGGAAGGUGCGAUAUAAUUAUCAGCUCCUGAUAAGAAAUAAACCGAAAAACGAUGUAAACUAACAGAUUGCUGCAAACACAGUUUAUUGAUCUAUUGAUUUGUUCAUUCGGUCACUCAGUCAUAAAUCAAUUCACUCAUGCAUGCAUAGAGGCAUUCAUUUAAUCAUUUACUCGCUCGUUCGGUCCAUCGUUCUUUUAUUGGUCGAUUCGUUUGUUGUACGAACUAAAUAUUUCUUGACUCGAUCAUUGACUUUUCUUCGUUGUUUUCUUUAAAAGGCCAAGGAGAUGGGGAACAACCGAACCAACCGGGAGCAGAAGACAAUGGACAACAUGGCGGCGAGGGAGGUAAAUCCUUACCCGUAUUUCUAGAAAGACCGUGAAAACUAUAAACGAGGGAAAUAAAGGGCAAUCUGUGACUAAAAAUAUUUUUUUAUGUCUUCUCUCUUCUUUUUAUGUUCUCUUUUUUUUUUUAAAUUUUAAAAUUAAAGGCCAAGGAGAGGGAGAGCAAGUUAACCAGCACGGAAUGGAAGAAAAUAUAGAACAUGAGGGCCAGGGAGGUAAAAACCUUUCAGAUGUCAAUUAA